AUGCAAGCUAAGGAGAAGACGCUUGUCGCGACGAGGAAGAAGGCGGGCCGAGGGCGCAUGGCCAAGAUAACGAUGGAUAGCAAAACCUGGUUGGAAGUAUCGCUACAGGGCGCCUCCAGCCUAACGACGGCGACUCACUGUCCCGUGUUGUACCUCGACUCAGACGAGGACUUCAACGCGUACACCAAGCAGCUUCAGACGUGCGCGCUCGGCUCCUGA
Messenger RNA from Phytophthora sojae, 219 nucleotides. RefSeq lists its product as hypothetical. Bases 1 to 219 code for a protein of 72 amino acids. The record is from RefSeq and is a predicted model, not a curated record. NCBI's taxonomy places the organism in Eukaryota, Oomycota, Peronosporomycetes, Peronosporales, Peronosporaceae. The transcript is spliced from 3 exons.